AGUCAUCAUCUACUUAACAAACUUUCUUUUUAAAGAAUUUACAAAUUGGCCCCAAAAGAAAUAAAAUUUACAAAUUGACCUCAAACAGAUUGAACGUAGCACAGGAGGUAGUUUCGUCUUUCGUGUGAUGUCAGUAUAAAGUAGUCGACACAAUUACACCUCUCCUCUCACCUCUCCCUCUCUCUCUUCUCUCUUCUUGUUAAUCUCUCCACCGAACCUGUUUAAACCAUGGCGACGAGCUCCGGCCGGUUAAUCGCCGGUUCGACGGUGUCGAUGAGCUCAAUCAAACGGCGCAAUGCGAAUCCACCUCAAUCAAUCUCCCUAAUCUGUCGAAAUCAAAUACAAGGCGCACCGCCUCUCGUCCUCCUCCGGCCAUCUCAACGGUCCAGGCCGUGGCCAAUCGAGGCGGUUCCUUCCGCGAAGUUCUGGGACGGAUCUGACGAUUUCGAAGUCGCCAAGGAGGAGAAGGAGAAGAAGCCAGAGGCGUCGCCCGGUGGAAAAACCGACGAUCACGCUCUCGCCGGAAAACACGACAGGACGACCGAGAUAGUAAUCGCGGCGGCGGUCACGGCGGCGCUGGGAGUGGGGAACCGCGUAAUGUAUAAGCUGGCGCUUAUUCCUCUUAAACAAUAUCCCUUCUUCCUCGCUCAGCUUUCCACUUUCGGGUAUGUAGCUGUAUACUUUUCUAUACUGUAUUUCAGAUACCGAGCUGGGAUUGUUACAAAAGAGAUGCUAUCAGUUCCGAAAAUUCCAUUUUUAAUUGUUGGCAUUUUGGAGUCUCUUGCUUUAACUUCGGGGAUGGCUGCUGCAGCAAAUCUCUCUGGACCAUCUACUACAGUUUUAUCUCAGACGUUUCUUAUUUGGCAAAUUCUAUUCUCCAUGGUUUUUCUCGGGAGGAGAUAUAGAAUAAACCAACUAUUUGGAUGUGUUCUUGUAGCAUUUGGUGUAAUCGUCAGUGUGGCAAGUGGAUCAGGGGCCGCUCAUUCAUUUAAAGAUGCUGGAAUAUUUUGGAGUCUUCUUAUGGUAUUAUCGUUUAUGCUUCAAGGAGCAGAUACAGUAAUGAAGGAAAUCAUCUUUAUAGAUAGCAAAAAGCGGUUGAAGGGUGCUUCACUUGAUCUCUUUGUUGUAAACUCAUAUGGUUCAAUGUUCCAAGUUAUAUGCAUUGCAUUGCUUCUUCCUUUUCUUUCAAAACUUUGGGGCAUACCGUUUUACCAACUACCAAGCUAUCUAAAAGACGGAGGUGCUUGCUUUCUGAACAUUGGUGCUAAAACAACAGGAUGCGAAGGGGCGCCCCUUCUUCCGAUAAUGUUUGUAAUGAUGAACAUGGCUUACAACAUCUCUCUUCUACGCCUUAUCAAGAUCUCAUCUGCUGUUGUGUCGUCUCUGGCAUCCACCGUUUCAGUGCCCAUAGCGGUUUACUUCUUCACGCUUCCCUUACCGUACCUUGGAGUCGCAUCUGCACUUCCAACAGGGUUCGUGGCAGGCACAGUGAUACUCGUACUAGGCAUGCUUCUAUAUGCGUGGACACCAUCAUCUCAAACUCCCGAUUCGGUUAUCCCCUCGUCCCCAUCAACUUAAACGGGCAGGAGGAGGUUGAUUUUGUAGCCUUGUUUGUUUGUUUGUUAUUUUUCUAUCUCAAUCUCAUUGUAUGUAGCAUAUAUGUCCUUUUUUGUCAAUCAAGGAAUAAGUUAGCUCAUUAUUUUGUAACAAUUAUUGACGGCUUUUUAGUUUGCUAUUUGAUUCGUAUUCUUUCUGUCAUGGUAUAUAAGGCGAGUCCCCUUGGAUUA
Molecule: messenger RNA, 1787 nt
Organism: Brassica rapa (field mustard)
Lineage: Eukaryota; Viridiplantae; Streptophyta; Magnoliopsida; Brassicales; Brassicaceae
Product: protein CLT1, chloroplastic
Source: RefSeq, a predicted model, not a curated record